CAACACAGACUAAGUUUAGUUUCAUAACCUUAACUUCCACAUUAGUUGCUCAAAUGCAUCAAAGCAGAAACACAGACAGACAGACACACACACACACACACACAGAUGCUCUUUUGUCAGACAUUUCACAUGCUCGCGGACCUGCUACACUACUGCUUGCUGGAGAUAAUGUGAUUUAAUGUAGAGGACAUACAAAUAUCUCUUCAUUUGGUAGGCAGUUCUUCGAACCAAAAGAUGGAUUCCACGAUAAAUUCCAUAGCCACAACCUCCAUGAUGACCUCAAGCUCCCUACCAACGACCUCAAAGCCGCUGGCUGAUGAUACAAAGUACUACACAGCCCUUCUGGUCAUCUACUCUGUGGUUCUGCUCUGCGGUAUCAUCAGUCUGAGCCUGAUGAUGCACAUCAUGAAGUCCAGCACUGCAUCCAUAACCUCCAUCGCUGUACUCAACCUCAUCUUCGCCCACUUCAUCUUCCUUCUCACUGUGCCCUUUAGGAUUCACUACUACGCCACUAAUGACUGGGCCCUGGGCCUUGGGUGGUGUAAAGUGGUCAGCGGCAUGAUCCACAUCCACAUGUACAUGUCUUUUAUCUUCUAUGUGAUCAUCCUCAUUACACGCCUGAUGAUGUUCUACCUCGAAGCUGAGCAGGUGGCCUCCUUCCAGAAGAUUCACGCACUCCUUGUCAGUGCUGUGGUGUGGAUGGUGGUGCUUACUGUGGUCCCUUGCAUUAUCCAUUUUUCCUAUGGCAAAAAGGAUCAAAGCUCGGACACCAACAAUACCACCAAUGUGACACGCUGCUUCAACUUUGGCGACGACAUAGAAACUGUUCCGGCCAAGUUGUUCAACUACAUCAUAAGCACAAUCAUCAUAGUGGUGGCCACGGUGCUGACGGCCCUCCAAGCCAAUGUCCUAAGGGUUUUAUACAAAAAGCACCGCCAGGGAUGCACCUCUCAGCAGGACUUUGGGGCUCAGCUGAAGAGCCUGUGCUUUGCUCUCAUCAUGGUGGUCUGCUUCAUUCCCUACCACAUGUUCCGGCUUUAUUACUUAGAACACCUCUAUCUGCAGGAUGUCAAUGAGGUGCUUCUGAGUUUGACCACCUUUAAUUGUUUGGACAUGCUCACCUUCUUGGGGAGGAGAAGCUGCUACACGUGCUUACCAGUAGUGGUACAAGACGUAUUUAGAUCCUUUACUUGAGUAAAAGUAUUAAUAGGUUACCACACUGCAAAAAUACUCUGUUACAAGUAAAAUGUCCUGCAUUGAAAAUGUUACUUAAGUAAAAGUAUGUAAGUAUCAUCAGGAAAAUGUACUUAAAGCAUAAAAAUAAAGUACUCAAUGCAGAAAAAUCCUCACAUUUUAGAAACUAGAAACGAUCAAAACAGUUCUGUGUUUAAUCACCUAAUCGUUUCCGCUGUACUUAUAUAUUGCCUAUAUAUUGUUGGGUAAUUUAAUUUAUUAUAAAACAUCGUAUUUUAUAAACUACAUGUGUUUUGUG
Sander lucioperca (pikeperch) is the source of this 1492-nucleotide messenger RNA. It is a transcript of the gene gpr141, whose product is annotated as probable G-protein coupled receptor 141. Lineage: Eukaryota; Metazoa; Chordata; Actinopteri; Perciformes; Percidae. The transcript has 2 exons. Gene Ontology annotation, molecular function: G protein-coupled receptor activity; oxysterol binding. Gene Ontology annotation, cellular component: membrane. The record is from RefSeq and is a predicted model, not a curated record. The coding region runs from base 235 to 1194 and encodes 319 amino acids. Gene Ontology annotation, biological process: G protein-coupled receptor signaling pathway.